AUGUAUUUAAACGAGGGCUGCACGAGACGAGCAAACUAUUACGAUGCCUCUGCCACGAAAUGGCUAAAAAUAUUAUACAAUUCCGUACCGAACAUUGCAGCAACGCUCGAAACGGAAAACAAAGUGCCGUCAGAUUUGAUGGUCCAAACAACGGUCAAUCCAGGCAAUCCGGGCAAUCCGGAAGUCGAUGCGGUUGUGCCGCUGGUCGCUUGUAUGGACUUGCCGCAUCGGAAAACGGAUGUUAAAAUAACCGACCAGGUGGUCCCCAAACAAACGGCUUUACAUAGACGCUGA
This is a messenger RNA of Macrosiphum euphorbiae (potato aphid), 294 nucleotides long. Lineage: Eukaryota; Metazoa; Arthropoda; Insecta; Hemiptera; Aphididae. The record is from the annotation of a GenBank genome assembly.